UCAAAGCUCCCGAACCAUGACAGCUCAAGUGCAAAUAGCGCAAACCGUCGCUUGCCAAGGCUCUAUUUGCAGUCCGGGAGCUGGAACAUGGACGGCCGAAGCUGAAGGAAGAGGGCUGGCUGGGGUCGAGAUUGGGCGAGUGCAGCAGGCGCUUUCACCUUUAGCCAUCUUCUGAGGUGACACGGCCAGCAGCAGACAGCGGCACCAUCGUCAAUCACCACCAGGCAAACUUCAACAUGUAUUGCUCCUUAUAUAGUUCCUCCCAAUGACUUUAGACAGAGUGCUUGUGAGAGCUCGUCGCCCAACAGAGCAGUCGCUACCACUACGACCAUCCUCAGCCCGUGAUGUCUUAUCCCUCGAGCAACCACUGGACUUUCGAUGGUGCUUCUUUCAGUUUCUUGCCUUGGAAUUACAACCCGAACCCUGACGAGUCCAGCUCUCAGACCCAACAGCAACCCUUCAAUCCCUCUCAGCCAGCAUACAACCGGCCGACACAGCAACAACCAUACACUUCCUCCGCCGCUCAAUACCCGCGACUGCCUGUACCAGCGUACGCUCAGUCAAGGCACCACUCGACAGCCGGCCAUACCCGACCGCAGCAAUAUUCAACUCCAUCCGCUUCUUUGCACGCCGCUUUGAGGGAAGGCGCAGACUUUCUCCCAAGACCUUCAAUUGUCCCUCGACUACCACCACUUUCUCGCCUCAACUCCACUCCCACGCAGCAAUCCAGUUUCGGCUACAUUCCCAACCACUUCUUUUAUUCUCCACCUCAGUCGCCGCAAGAACCUGAUCCGCCACAUCACACGACCAACACAAAUCCUGUUUCGUCCUCGUCCGCACAGCCCUUUGCAGGUCCAUCCUACACCAACCAGUUUGCUGGCCCCUCUAUUCCCAAUCCUCUUGCAAACCCUUCUGCUGCCACUCAAUCGACCCCGCGUCUCGACACGCAGACUCUGGCUGGCGCUUUCAGGGGCGACAGCUCACAUCUACAUUCUCAUAAUACUCUAGGGCAGCAGCACAUCAAGGAGGAAGAUCUAGACACAAUGCCUCCUCCAACAUCCGCAUCUACUGCCGCUGCUUCUCGCAAACGUGCACGACCUUCCUUUUCCUCUGGCACACCACCGUCUGCAACUAAGCGUCGCCUUAAUCCCGAUCUCAUAGAGCUAGACGAUACCGAUGAAGACGAAAUCGAAGAGCUAGGUCCCGAUAAUGACAUCCUUGCAAAAGAACGUGAGGCCUUGGUCACCAAGCAGCGCGAAGAGAGCAACAAGGUCAACAGGAUGGGUGAAUUGAACUGCAUGAUUUGCUUGGAGCAUUUUACCAACAUGACUGCCACGCAUUGUGGUCACAUAUUCUGCCACGAAUGCUUGACCCAGGCUUUGAUAGCCAGUCAACGAAAUUCCGAUCACAACUAUGGCACAUGUCCGGCCUGCCGCAAACCCAUCAAGCCCAAAGGAAAGACACAAAUAGUCCCUCUGACCUUGAUGAAGGCCAGGAAAAAGUAGAGCUUGACCUUUGACAGCAGUGAUCUGGAUGAUAGCGAUCUGGAUUUGUGAUUAUAGGAUUCGGCGUUGUCUUUUGAAUUACAUGGUUUCUAGCUUUAUACCCACUCUUCGCUAUUAACAACCACUCGAGCUGUUUAGGCAGUUAAUUAAAAUACCAUCCAUUUUUAUAUUCUUGCA
Molecule: messenger RNA, 1682 nt
Organism: Aureobasidium pullulans EXF-150
Lineage: Eukaryota; Fungi; Ascomycota; Dothideomycetes; Dothideales; Saccotheciaceae
Exons: 3
Coding region: 345-1505 (386 amino acids)
Source: RefSeq, a predicted model, not a curated record